Messenger RNA from Pistacia vera, 480 nucleotides. RefSeq lists its product as uncharacterized. NCBI's taxonomy places the organism in Eukaryota, Viridiplantae, Streptophyta, Magnoliopsida, Sapindales, Anacardiaceae. The record is from RefSeq and is a predicted model, not a curated record. Gene Ontology annotation, biological process: positive regulation of cell population proliferation; regulation of root meristem growth; cell differentiation. Bases 26 to 460 code for a protein of 144 amino acids. Gene Ontology annotation, molecular function: growth factor activity. The transcript has 2 exons.
ACCCAAAGAAGAAAGGAAGCCAAAAAUGGCGCCGUUAAGGUUCAUUUGUUUUUUGCUUGUGUUGGUUUUGGUUUAUGUAAGAGACUCCACUGCGCAAACCCACCAAGAUAUGAAGAAAAGUGUGGCUGCACAUGGAAGAGAGCUUGAAGCUGCCGGAAGAAGCUCGACAAAUGUUGAAAAGGAUGAUGGUGUUCCUGGCGUGGCUGUGCUUGGAGGACGGAAAAGGAUGUUGAAAAGGGGCUUGGCGAAAGAGGAAGUUUUGAAUCGAGAAGAUUCAAUUUCAGGUGCAGCUCACUCUGUAGGAAACUGUAAUCGUAGAAGGAAAGGAAUUUUGAAUGUAGAAUGCAAACUGAGGAAGAGAGGUCCUCAACCUCAUCAUAAGAAGGUCAAAAUGGGUGGUUUCACAGCUUUUAGUGCUGAUUAUCAUGUCCCAAAAUCCCAUCCACCUAGGAAUAACUGAGGAAAUGCAGUACUGAAGCU